Molecule: messenger RNA, 1434 nt
Organism: Aspergillus heteromorphus CBS 117.55
Lineage: Eukaryota; Fungi; Ascomycota; Eurotiomycetes; Eurotiales; Aspergillaceae
Exons: 2
Coding region: 1-1434 (477 amino acids)
Biological process (GO): transmembrane transport
Cellular component (GO): membrane
Molecular function (GO): transmembrane transporter activity
Source: RefSeq, a predicted model, not a curated record
AUGUCCAAACGAUCCGAUAGCCCUACUUCCUCCGGGCCCACUCAACCUUCCUCCCACUUCUCCUCCCCCUUACAGGAAGCUAUCUUUAUUCUCGUCAUCGGCCUAUCCCAACUAUUCUCCGUCGGAAGCAUCGGCAACACAGCCUUCUCGGUCCAGCACAUCGGCGGAGCACUGAAUGCAUCCAGCAAUGGCCAGACCUCGUGGUUCCUGGCCGCAUACGCCCUGUGUAGCGGCGUCUUUGUCCUCGUCGGCGGACGGUUAGGUGACCACUUUGGACAUAAAUACGUCUUCAUCUUCGGCUGGAUCUGGAUGGCUCUCUGGUCGCUGAUCAGCGGGUUUGCACACAAUGUCAUCUUGUUCGAUUUCGCGCGAGGCAUGACGGGGGUGGGUAAUGGGGCCCUGGUUCCCAAUUCGUUUGCCCUCCUCGCGCGAGCCUUUCCGCCUUUCUCGACGAAGAAGAACAUCGCCUUUGCAUUUCUCGGGUUCUGUGCGCCGUCGGGGUAUAUCUUUGGGGGUCUCAUCGGGGCUGCCUUUGCCCAGCAUGUUACCUGGCGAUGGGGAUACUGGUUCUGGGCCGUCGGAUGUCUGGUCCUCGGUCUCGCCACGGGGGUGGUCGUUCCCCACAGCGUUGGAUCUCCUAUUCCGGGGCUCAGUUUGAGGCAGUUCGACUACAUCGGCGCCUGCACCGGCAUCACCGGUCUGGUGCUCGUCGCAUUCGCCUGGAACCAAGCAUCGGUGGUCGGCUGGCAAGAACCCUACGUGUACACCCUGCUGAUCGUCGGCAUUCUCUUCACUGUGGCCUUUGCCAUCUCGCAGUCACGCGUCUCCGCCCCAGUGCUGCCCAACUCCCUCUGGACGCGCAAGGGCUUUGCACCCGUCGUGAUCGCCAUGUUCUUCGGCUGGAUGUCUUUCAGCAUCUUCCUCUACUACACCACCACUUUCAUUCUGAACGUGCAUAGAAAGCUCCCUCUGUCUGCCGUGGCCGAGAUGGUUCCCUUGGUCAUCGGAGGCUUCUUCGCGACCGCCUCGGUUGCCAUUUUUAUCACUCGGGUGCCCGCGCAGUAUAUCUUCGGUCUACUGGGCGUUUAUCUUCCCCGCGUGCCUGCUGGUGGUGGGGGCCCUGAUCUGUCCUUUGCCUCGUCUGGGAUCCUCAUCACCAACGUGGUUCUGCCGGAGGAGCAAGGUGCAGCGGGCUCUUUUCUCUCGACGGUGGUGCAGUAUGCCAUCGCCCUCGGACUUGGCAUUGCUGCCACCGUGGAGGCCCACGUCAACGAGGGAGGAAAGGACGUGAUCAUGGGGUUCCGGGGGCCCUACUGGCUGGGCAUCGGGUUUGCGGCAGUGGGGCUUCUUGUGGUGGUUUUCCUUGUGCGAGACCACCGGUUUGAUUCCGUCAGGGUUGGAGAGAAAGACUUUCGGGGUGAUGAAGAGGCAUGA